Messenger RNA from Moneuplotes crassus, 627 nucleotides. Lineage: Eukaryota; Ciliophora; Spirotrichea; Euplotida; Euplotidae. The record is from the annotation of a GenBank genome assembly.
AUGGAAUCCAAAAAUGAAAAAGAAGCUACUUCACAAGUUAAGUCUCAACAUAACUCUGAAGGGUUUAAACCAGAUCCUUCAUGUUGUUCCAAUGAUGUAUCUUCUGAAAACCAAAGAUUACUUCAAGUGCUAACAAAGUAUCAACAUGAUGAUAAUGGGUCCACAGAAUCUAGUGCUCAAGUAUCAGAUUUAAGCCAAGAAUUGUCAAGUCUUGUUGCCCUCACUAACAAUAAGAUUAGCUUGAAUAAUGUGCAAGAGAAGGCGAGGUUAGACCUUGUGAGAUAUCAAGAGAAAUUAUUAAAAGAGAAUUCUUUUGGCAUUGACUUUACUCAAAGCCAAGCUCAGAAGAAUCAAGAAGCAAACGGUAAUAAUGAGGAUGCUUUAGAAGACAAGGACUUGAGAUCUGGGAAUGCUACAGAAGGCUCUGGUGAAUCGCUUCAGAGAGAUUAUUGUCAAGAUGUUCUUGUGGAAACAGAUGAAGAUGAUGAAGUAUAUCAAAGUGAUUCAAGUCUAGCCCAGGAUAAAAAUGCUAUUCAAUACUACUGGGUAGACGAUGUCCUUUGCUUUGUUUAUGGAUUUCUCACUAUUAUUUGCAUGCUAUAUCUUUUUGACCACUUUCAGUGUUAA